GCGCUCUAUUUCACGUAGAUCAUGAGCUAUCACUCGUGAUGGGUCUUGAGGAAAGCAAAAUUGGUCAAACAAACAAAGCUAACUGUAAUGCACCAAAUUUGUGUUUCUUUGCACCUGUUUCACCUGGAAGGAUAAUUCACCAAUGCACUCUGGAGUUGUGGAAAAAAUCUCACCGGGAACUUUUCAACUUUUCAGACAAGGUGAUGGUGUGUACCUAUCAAUUGCCUCAUGAUUGCACAUCGGCAUUCUGUCUCACUAGGCAAAAUAUUGUAAAUUUCCGAAAAUCGUGUUCUGUUUUCUCACUGAGAAAGCGAAGAGAAUAUACUAAAAUGGCUGAGCAUUUCGAGUAUAAUCACAUACCUGCUCAUUUAUCAUCCAUACAGAAUUUACACUUCAAAUCGGUGUUAGACAUUCACAGUGGAUUGGCAGUUGUCCAUUUGGCACGAGAUAUGAUAACUCAGUUUGCGUUAGUUGACUUGAGAAUUAAUAAAUUUCUUGGUUCUUUUGGUCGGCAAACGGUUCUCUUUAGUCCUGAAUCAACUAUAGGAAAAAUAUCACCCGAUGGAACUUAUUGUCUUAUCAGACUUCCUUGGUCGAGAAAUAGGAGAGUUUACAUACUCAAGCUGUACAACUUACGAAAUAGUGAACUUAUUUCUGAACUUCCAUUAGCUAAUUCUUCGAAUUACGAUGAAUUGCCAUUAAACAGUUCCCGUCUGCCAUUAGGCCCAUAUCAAGAAAAUAAUAGAGAGUCAAAUAUUCGACCGUCGUACGAUAUUUUAUCAACAUCCAACUCAGUAACUGCAAACUUUAGGGGGAAUGUACAAAAUGAGAAUCAACUUCAACUAGGUCCAGCUCGUUCUUCUCAGGUGUUGUUUGCUUUUGAUCCACGAUUUGUAAAUUCACGCAUAGCAAUAACUAACGUGGACUUUCCACAUGGACUAAACUCUCACAAAGUGUCAACCAACUGGGUCCCCGGAAUACAGGCUACUAUAAGUUUGGUAAAACUUCCGACAUGGGAGUGUUUAACAUCAACUAACAAACUAUGUUCUUGGUCUCCUUCAAAUCGUCACGGUUCACCUUUUAUAAACAAUGCUACGUGUAGAGAACCAACAAGACGAAGACGAUCAUCAGAUGCUAACCAUGUAGGUGGCUUACCCAGUCCGAACUCAUUCAGUCAUGUUUUUCCACAUAUUAUGAGCAUAUUUUAUUCAAGAGAUGGCUAUUUUUUAUUUACAAUCACCACAGAGUCUCGAACCUGUCGAUGUUCUGCCAUUAGUAAUAUUAACCAUUCUGUGAACUCUUUAUUACCAGAUGUAUCUGGUUACUCAGAUGAUAUUUGCAAUCCCUUAAGUUCAGGUCGAUCGACAAACAACGGAACUGAAAGUGGUCGAACCCAGCAAAAGAUCUUGGUUUCAACACAGUGUAUUGAAUCAAAUACACGUUACAAUUCAAAAAAUAAUAGUACAUCCCCAAUGUUGGCUCCCACACUGCCUGGUUGCACCACUUUAUGGCUUACUAUUUUCAAUUCCGAUACAUUAGAAAGGUUAAGAAUUUUGAGAUUUGAUCGAUCAGUAUGCCCAAUUCACACAUGUCCUACCAAUUACCUACCGGUAAUGAGCCGUUGUGGAUCAAGGAUAGCUUUAAUUACACGACAAGCAGUGGGAUAUUAUAAUAGUACUAGUAAUCAGAACGCUAGUAAUAAUUCACGUGAAUACUUGUUUUCCAGCUGUAAGACACUUCCUGUAUCUUUAAGGCACUCCGUACCAUCUAUAAGUGUAGAAGGCUGUUCCAAUUCGCAAUGGGUGAAUAACAAAGGCGCUAGCCAAGAAACCAGCAAAGAAACUUCUACAAAACGCGUAAGUUCACUAUUCUUGUUUGGUUACUAUUGUUGUUAUUUCCACAUUUUCACUAAUAAGUAUAUACAUUUAUCAUCUGAGUCUCACAACUGCAGCAUCCUAUACGAAGUGUAACUACUUUGUAGUGACAUAAGAUCUAUGUGUAAAAUGAUUUCUUCGUAUUUCUGAAGUAUAAUUUUAUAAACUGUUUGCAAUUAUGUAUCUACUUUAUUAGUCUAUACUUUAUGCUCCAAAAUUUUCUAUAGUGGUUGGUUUUUAUUAAUUUGCUUGAAUAAUAUUUUGUUUUUAAUCUAACAUUGCAAUUAUUUGUAAAAUAUAUAAACUCAUUUCUUCACCGUUUUGAAUUUCUUGGAUGACCCAUAACGGACUUUCUACCUGCGUUAUUUGUUGUAUCAUUAAACUAGUUUUCAUGUAAAAAAUACUGUGGUAAGCAUCUUUCACUCCAGUACAUUUUGUUUUUCUGUGCACCCAGGUAGAAGUAAUCAGCAUUAACACUAGUUCAUUUACAUAGAGAGUUCCCACUUAGGCCUCAGGCAAUACUCAUGAUUAGUAACUGUGGAUGUUAAAUGACAUAGCUCAUAAGUAAUGACAGGGAGGAAGUAGCACUCGUGCCCUAUCUUGGAUUUUCAUUCUUUCGUCUCAUUUUUUUCGAACUGUAUGUAUGAUUAAAUUUAAUUCAUACCAUUCUCAUUUAUCGUUAUUCUGUGUUCCAUUGCGCAACUUCAUAAUUACUUAGUUUUAACCUUACAGUCUUUUACUAUUAUCAUGAUCGGAGUUCUAGAAUAGUUGUAACAUUUCACUCGUCCUUUUCAACUCUAUUUGAAUAUUUACUAUAACAUACUGAUAUGUUCUUACAUCGAAUUCCAACCAACUUAAUUUCUAUAAACAUGGUAGACUUUAUCGAAAAUUUUAAUUUCAGGUUGUAAGUUGAAUGGGAACCGAAAUGAAGUAAAAUGAGUUCGUGUCAUUCCACUGCUCGAAUUUGUGCUGUUAUUCUUCUUAAACUGAUCAAAACAGACUGUAUAUGAAAUAUUCUUGGUGGUUUCUUGUAGUUUUUAACUUGAUAAACAUAUUCACAAUAAAUUAAAUUUUAUUUAUGUGAUUUUCAUGAAUAAAAUUAAACCAGAUUUGUCUAUUGGGCAUUAUUGUUAUCUGUGCUAGUUGUAGUAUUGCAGAUUAAUUCAGUAUGAAAGAAUAUUGUUUCUGAUAAAUGGUAAUUAUUUAAUUAGAGAAUAAAUUAAUUGUAUUCUGAAUUGAAGCUUAUAUUUGAGAGGUAGAUAAGUAACUGACUUCUACUUUAGCUGUUUUCGGUUAUUCUGUCUUGGAAAAUAUUACUUUGUUGGGCUAUGUUACACCCCCCUCCAAGAAAACAAGUUAGUAACUGCUUAUUUUGUUACUUUUUAAGUUUCAAUAUUCCUUUUUCUCACAUCCUUUUUCGUCUACCAUGACCAAAUUGAGCUGUUUUCUUCUGUCCGUGAGUCUUUCAGUGUGUUAAAUCCUUGCCCUUUCUCCGAUAUCUUUGUAAGCUCAUUUAUAUACAUGUACUAUUUGCUUAAACCAAUCUUCUUUGAUCUCCAUCGGUAAAUCUUGCUUCAAGGAUUUUUUUUGCAGUAAUUGGGACUAGAACGGAAAGCAGUUGUGGUAUCCAGGUAUUAAUAUGCAUAUAGGAGUUAUUGUUGUAUUUUCAAGACAUGAUAUUUUAACUUUUUUUACAUAACUACUUUAUUAUUCACAUAGAAACCCAUCUUUUUGUACUAUUUUAGACUGAAUUCAAAAAGCAACAACCGUUUAUAUCUCCAACCUGUUUACUUAUUCAACCACGAAACCUUAAUUUGAGUCAUCACCUAUCUACUUCAUUACCAUCUCCAUUAUCAAAAGUUCACUUGUCUUCCGGAAGUUCACCAUUUCGACAAAUGACUGGCUGUUCAAGUUUAGAGUUAAGCGUUUCUUCCUAUCGUCCAAUGGCUGUUUCCUUUGAAUCUUCCUUUAUUGGAACUCAGUGUAAUUCCUCAGGCAGUUGUACUACCACAGUAUCCACAUGUACCAGUAAUAGUAGUGGUGUUAUUGGUACUUCUGCUGGUACUUCAGUGAUAAAUCCAACGGUACAAAUUGAUGUGCUUCUGGUUUAUCAACUACCUCCGCCACCAAAACUACAAGCAUUAGUGAGACAACGAAUUCGUCAAGUAAGAAAACACUUCAGAUCUUUCUUGCUAUAUUUAGUUCAUUAUAUCCGUUUCAGUUCGAACAUAAAUUACCCUGAAUAUUAUAACUAUACUUAGUACCCUCUCGAGUGAAUAUUUAUCAUAUGAAGUGGAUAUAUGGGAAUAUGGUUAUUUAGCUUUUAAUCGUUUAUAAGUGUAAGUGAAUUAACGAACUGUUAUGUUUGAAGCUUAACGAGUUGACUUAGAUUUGUGAACGAGAACGAAAUUCGAUGACCAAUGACCAGUGAGCUAGCUAUUGCUGCGCCCCAGCCCCGCUAUCUAAAGGGAGAAGUCCAAGCUUGAAAUAAGAAGUGUAUUCUGCAGCAACCGGAGAAAAGAGCGAAGUCUCUUUAGUAGAAAAUAUACUCGUUUAUAUAUUGAUUGUACACCCGUUUUGAUUAAUAAUUAGAAUAAAAUCACAUACAUGAAAAAUACUCAUAGUGAUAACAAAUUAUAUGCUGAGUAUAGUUCAUAGUCAAUGGAAUACAAGAAUAUUGUAUAUUAUACAGAAUAAAUAUCAUACGAGAAAAGAAAAGAAAUAUUACAUUGCAUAAUCAUUACAUUGAAUCAAAAGAAUGUAAUGAUGAAUAAAACUCAUAUUAAGUAAAUCAAUCGAAUAUUGAUUUUUCCUCCCAUCAUAUCACGAACUGAUUAUUAUUCCUAAUAAAAAAUGCUGGUGUAUGACUGAUCUACCUCAACGUCUAGACUAAUGUUUGGAUCGUGGAUGCGCACUGCUGAGGAGUCCCACAAUAGGACGAAACGGCCGUCUAGUGCUUCCAGGUCUUCAAUGGUAGUCUAACAUCAAUCGGUUCAUGAUCUCGAUCAAAAACUUGACAAUCUCCACAACACCUAAAUUGAUAUUUUCAUGUGAUGAAUUAGUUCAUAUCUUUUCUGUCAGCUUAUUUGGCUUUUGUGCAGUGGAGAGUUUGAUUGCUUUCAGAUUCAUUCAUGAUAUAUUGGUGUGUAUGUGAAUGUAGUAUUUCUUAUUUUUUAGCUCUGCAAAGAUGAAUACCUUGAACAGUUAGAUCUUCCACGUAGAAUUAUUAGCUAUUUACAAUUUGAACCAUCGUACAAUUGUGCUGGCUCAUGUAUUUCUCGAUCGAACAGUUCUACCAGAACAGUACGAAGUGAUAGUUUUGACCUGUGAUACAGAUUUAUCCGCAUAUAUUUACAUUUAUGUAUCUAAUUUAUUUCUUACUAUUUUGUCCAGUUAUUUUUAUUUAUAAGUAACAUUUAAUUCUUAAUUGUCAUCCAUAAUUUACUGAAAUUUUACAGCCUUUUAUUUUUAUUGUUAAAAUUGUCAUUCUGUGUAUAUUGUGAAUUAUGUGUUGAUAUUUACAGAUUGAUAAUUUAUAUCUUGUUAUUUAAUAGGUGCAAUUAAGUAAAUUCCAGCAUUGAUUUUUGUAAUUUGACUCAUCCGAUUUCUUGAUAUUCAUAUUUAUCCUUAGCAUUUUGUAGGAUUGACUUUUCCAUCAAUAGAUAGAUGGUGCUCUGAACUUAUUGAGAAUACAACAAGAGAGUACAAAUUGUAUUAUUAUUAUUGCUAAUAUUAAUAUGACUUAAAAGAAAGCAUCUUUAGUGUUUUAUACUAAACUCCACAAAACAAUAAACUAAAGUUUUUCUUAAAGAAUUUGUAAUUUAACAGUUUGACAUAAUAUAAUUAUUGGUUCUUCAUAUAUAUAUAUAUAUAUAUAUAUAUAUAUAUAUAUAUAUAUAUAUAUAUAUAUAUAUAUAUCUGUAUGUAUACAACACAAUUAUACUGUGCUACAUCUUGUCAUAUAAUUCUUUAAUGUGAUUUCGUCAUAUUUUUGUGCUUUCCUUGUUGAUCUAAACAAAAGCUUAUGUUAUGCAAUAGCAUCCAAGAACUUCAGCAAAACAAUCUGAUGUAUAUAUAUAUAUAUAUAUAUAUAUAUAUAUAUAUAUAUAUAUAUAUAUA
This is a messenger RNA of Schistosoma spindalis, 5993 nucleotides long. The record is from the annotation of a GenBank genome assembly. NCBI's taxonomy places the organism in Eukaryota, Metazoa, Platyhelminthes, Trematoda, Strigeidida, Schistosomatidae.